Pteronotus mesoamericanus is the source of this 2544-nucleotide messenger RNA. RefSeq names its product tubulin tyrosine ligase like 8 (gene TTLL8). Lineage: Eukaryota; Metazoa; Chordata; Mammalia; Chiroptera; Mormoopidae. The record is from RefSeq and is a predicted model, not a curated record. Gene Ontology annotation, biological process: cilium assembly; protein polyglycylation; cilium movement. The coding region runs from base 1 to 2544 and encodes 847 amino acids. The transcript is spliced from 15 exons. Gene Ontology annotation, molecular function: protein-glycine ligase activity, initiating. Gene Ontology annotation, cellular component: microtubule cytoskeleton; axoneme.
AUGGCGCGCGGGUCCCGGCGGCCCAGCCCCCGCCCGCAGGCCAGCCCCCGCCGCGCUGCGGACGGAAGCCCGGACCCCAGCCUCGCGCCCCGCCGCGGCUCCCCGCCCUGCGGCACCGCGCGUGCCCAGCGCCUCCGCCGCAGCCGGAGCCGCGCCCCACACCCCACGCCGCCCCCGCGGCCGCGCAGCCCCACGCCCCGCGCCGGCCGCCGCUCCGCGCGCCCCCGGCCCCGCCGCCGGCGCCCCCAGCCGGCGCAAUGCGCCGAGCAGCCCCCGCCCGUCUCCCGGGGCAACCGCAGGACGCCGGGUGGUGCCGCGGGAGGCGGGAGCCCGGCGCGAUCCUUGGGGCCAAUCCUGGGCGCCGGAGUCCGCGCGAGGAAGGGCGAGCUGCCCGAGGCGAGGAUGGAUUCCAGGGAAAGGAAGAGGCUGCUGUCCGCCUCCUCGGAGGGAGACUGGAGAGAAGACAACAAAUUAAAGCGAGGAAUUUCCCAAAACUUGUGCCCUUCACCCAGAUUAGACAGAUACAAAAUAGCCAAACAGCUGACGGAGAAGGCGAUCAAGGAAAAGAAGAUCUUCUCCAUCUACGGACACUACCCCGUGAUGCGGGCCGCCCUGCGGAGGAGGGGCUGGGUGGAGAAGAGGCUGCACUUGCCGCCCACGGUCCCUGCCAGCGGCGAGGGCCAAGGGGCCACCGAAGGCCCAUGUGCUGAAGGCAAAGAAAACCAGGAAGUGGCCGUCGAGGAAACAGACGACAUCCACGACGUGAUGUCCAGGUUGGUGAAGAACGAGAUGCCCUACUUCCUCUGGACGAUCAAGAGAGACGCCGUCGACUACCACAGCCUGGCAGGCAGCCAGGCGCUGAACCACUACGGGAGGACGGCUUCCUUCACCACCAAGAUCGGGCUGUGCCUGAACCUGAGGAGCCUGCCCUGGUAUGUCCAGGACGACCCCGACACCUUCUUCCCACGCUGCUACGGCCUUUGCUCUGACAGCGAAAAGCAAGAAUUCCUGGAUGACUUCCGGCGCACGGCGGCCUCCAGCAUCCUCAAGUGGGUGGUCAGCCAGCAGCACUGGGUCCCGGGCAAGGCCCAGAGCAGGACGGGGGAGGAGGCCGGCGACGGCGACCCCGGCAGCCAGAAAGGCGCUGAGGAGGACGCGGGGCCACCGGGCCUGCCCGGGCAGCUCGUGGGCCGGGCCUGCAGGGCGUGCCGGGCCUACCUGGGGCAGCUGGAGCACGAGGACAUUGACGUCUCCGAGGACAGGGGACUGACGGAGGAGGAGUGGCGGGAGCUGACCCAGCAGUACUACUCCCUCGUCCACGGCGACACUUUCAUCUCCAAUUCCAGAAACCACUUUUCGCAGUGCCAGGCUCUGCUGAAUAAGAUCUCGUCCGUGAGCCCCCAGACAGAGAUCGACGGGCUUCGGAACAUCUGGAUCGUCAAGCCCGCGGCCAAGUCCCGGGGCCGAGACAUCGUGUGCAUGGACCGCGUGGAGGAGAUCCUGGACCUGGUGGCCGCAGACCACGCCUCCGCCAAGGACAACAAGUGGGUGGUGCAGAAGUACAUCGAGACCCCGCUGCUCAUCUACGACACCAAGUUCGACAUCAGGCAGUGGUUCCUGGUCACCGACUGGAACCCCCUGACCAUCUGGUUCUACAAGGAGAGCUACCUGCGGUUUUCGACACAGCGCUUCUCCCUGGACAACCUGGACGGCGCCAUCCAUCUCUGCAACAACUCCAUCCAGAAGCACCUCAAGAACGACAAGGACCGCAGCCCGCUGCUGCCCUGCCACAACAUGUGGACCAGCACCAAGUUCCAGGAGUACCUGCAGAGGAAGGGCCGCGGGUCCGUGUGGGGCAGCGUCAUCUACCCGUCCAUGAAGCGGGCCGUGGCCCACACCAUGAAGGUGGCCGCGGACCACGUGGAGCCGCGCAAGAACAGCUUCGAGCUCUACGGCGCCGACUUCGUCCUGGGGCGCGACUUCAGGCCCUGGCUGAUCGAGAUCAACUCCAGCCCCACCAUGCACGCGUCCACGCCCGUCACGGCCCAGCUGUGCGCGCAGGUGCAGGAGGACACCAUCAAGGUGGUUGUGGACCGGAAGGGCGACCGCAACUGCGACGUCGGCAACUUCGAGCUGCUGUGGAGACAGCCUGCCGUGGACCUGCCGCAGGCCCACGCGGCCGACCUCUGCGUGGAAGGCGUCAGCGUGCGGAGAGCCCGGAAGCACAUGCCGCCCACCUCCAGCCCUCGCUUCUCGCCACCACUCCUGGACAUCCAGCCGCUGAAAGUGCGGGGCCCUUUGGCCACGCCCGGCCUGGCGCCCGCACCCCUGCGGACGGCUGCCCCGCAGCACUUGAAGCUGAAAGACGGAAAGCGCGAGUUGGGCACCGAGGCCGAGGUGUGCGUCUCACUGGGCCCCUGCGCCCAGGUUUCCGAAGGAGCCAACCGCACGUGGCCUGGGACCCGUGCUGGGCGCGGGCUCGGGGCACAGGAGCGAAAUGCCACAGCCGGGCGCCCACCGUGUCAGUGUAACUGGACGCCUUAG